AUGGGGGUCAGUACCAUCAAACAUGGGAAAUUCCAGCCGGAUGGAACGUGGUUUUGUGACUUGUGUACAUUGGCAUUUUUCAGAUCUGAGGCCAAUGAGGUGAACUGGUGCAUCAUUUCUUCCAUUUGUCUACGCACUGCCAUUAGCUCCACACCAAACGUGCUCAUCUGUGACUCAGUAGACUUCUUGAAGGAGCCUGGAACCAGCCCCAUUUCUGUCCGUCUCUACAGAUAUCCUUAUUUUCAGAAGGAUGAGAUCGAAAAGAUUGUGCUGGAGUUGCUAGACUCCGAGGUUAUUAGGCCCAGCCAAAGCCCUUAUUUCUCACAUGUUUUAUUGGUGAGGAAAGCUGAUGGAACGUGGCGCUUAUGUGUUGAUUAUCGGGCACUAAACAGUGCCACUAUUAAGGAUAAAUAUCCUAUUCCAGUGGUGGAAGAGUUGCUGGAUGAACUACAAGGUGCUAAGGUGUUUUCCAAGCUUGACUUACGGUCGGGCUACCAUCAAAUAUGGGUGAAGCCUGAGGACAUACCAAAAACUGCUUUCCGGACACACGAAGGGCACUAUGAGUUUCUAGUGAUGCCAUUUGGCUUAACUAAUGCUCCCUCCACCUUCCAGAGCUUAAUGAACCAGAUUACUUUUGAUAUUUUGAGGCAACACCAGUUGUUUGCUAAAAUGAGCAAAUGCACCUUUGGCUCAAAUGAAGUGUCAUACUUGGGCCAUCUCAUUUCUAGCCAAGAUGUCAGGGCUGACCCGGAGAAGCUGAAAGCAAUGUUAGAUAGGCCUAUUCCACGAACAGUAAAAGAUUUAAGAGGCUUUAUGGGCCUCACUGGGUAUUACCGAAAGUUUAUAAAGGGGUACGGGGCUAUUACUGCUCGUUUAACAGACUUGUUGAAGAAAGAAAAUUUUAAAUGGAAUAGUGAAGCACAAGCUGCCUUUGACAGCCUGAAAAUUGCGGUGACCCAGCCCCCUGUCCUGGCAUUACCAGAUUUUCAGUCGUCUUUUGUAAUCGAGUGCGAUGCCUCAGGGGAGGCCAUUGGUGCAGUUUUAAUGCAAGCAGGGAAAUCAAUAGCCUUUUUCAACAAGGCUUUGAAAGGACGGCUUUGGGACUGGGUUGAUGAGAUUAAGAAUUUGUAUGCAGGAGACCCUGUUGUACAGGAAUUAUGGAAAAAGAAUCGAGAUGGUGACUUAAACAACCCUUAUACAGUGAAGAAUGGACUGCUUUUAUACAAGAACAGAAUGUACAUUCCAGCUAAUCAAAGCCUAAUUCAAAAGAUACUUGAGCUAAUUCAUAGCAAUCCUAUGGGAGGUCAUAUGGGGUUUGAGAAGACCCUACAUCGAUUAAAAAGAGAUUUCUAUUGGCCUGGCGAGAAAGCUGAUGUGAAGGCCUUUCUAAGAGAGCGUGACAUUUGUCAAGUGGUGAAGGUGGAUAACUCUCUCCCUAGUGGGCUUCUACAGCCCUUGCCCAUCCCCUCUAAGCCAUGGGCAGACAUAACUAUGGAUUUUGUUGAGGGAUUGCCCAGUUCUGGAAAAUUUAAUGCCCUAUGGGUGGUGGUGGAUAGAUUUACAAAGUAUGGCCAUUUUGUUCCCAUUUGUCAUCCCUACACUGCUAAGAUAGUGGCCCAACUCUUUCUGAAACAUGUGUUUAAAUUACAUGGAGUGCCACAGUCCAUCAUUUUUGACAGAGACCCUACUUUUACCAGCAAGUUUUGGAAGGAAUUAUUUUCCUUACAAGGGGUUCAACUAGCCUUUAGUACUGCUUACCAUCCUCAGACAGAUGGCCAAACAGAAGCAGUCAAUAAAUGGGUAGAAAAUUAUCUAAGGAGUUAUGUAAGGGACAGGCCAAAGGAUUGGGCUCAGUGGAUCGAGUUGGCAGAAUGGUGUUAUAAUUCUAGCAUGCAUGCAUCUAUAAAGAUAACCCCAUUUGAAGCAUUAUAUGGGUACAGCCCUCCUAAACUAAGCAACUACAUCUCGGGUACAGCUAGACUUAAGGAAGUAGAAAUUACCUUGAGAACCCGUGAGCAACUAUGGCACCUGCUAAAAUAG
Messenger RNA from Carya illinoinensis, 2040 nucleotides. RefSeq lists its product as uncharacterized. The record is from RefSeq and is a predicted model, not a curated record. Gene Ontology annotation, molecular function: nucleic acid binding. Gene Ontology annotation, biological process: DNA integration. Lineage: Eukaryota; Viridiplantae; Streptophyta; Magnoliopsida; Fagales; Juglandaceae. The transcript is spliced from 5 exons. Bases 1 to 2040 code for a protein of 679 amino acids.